This is a messenger RNA of Nelumbo nucifera (sacred lotus), 1564 nucleotides long. Its product is annotated as NAD(P)-binding Rossmann-fold superfamily protein. Gene Ontology annotation, cellular component: cytoplasm. The record is from RefSeq and is a predicted model, not a curated record. NCBI's taxonomy places the organism in Eukaryota, Viridiplantae, Streptophyta, Magnoliopsida, Proteales, Nelumbonaceae.
ACAAGAAAACAGACCAAAAGAACUAGCCAUACCAAACUUUGGAAGAAUCUACCCACAGACCAGACUGAGGGGUGAGGCUUUGGAUUCCCGAGUCUUGACGAAAAUAUCAUCGUUGACGAUCGAACGACGGCUUUUGGAUUUUCUUGACCUACAAAAAAGUUUUCGACUCCGUGGUCUGUUGUGCUUUCCUCCGUUUGCAGACCGAAGUUUCAAUGGCAGCUACGGUUAGAGAAGAAGAAAAUCAAAAAUUUGUUAAGAGAUCAAAGAAUAGCGGUGCAGGCCCAAUCUUCCUUGACAAUGGUGCUAUGCGAUCUCUGCUCUCUUAUCAAUCUCUCCUCCAACACUUGCAAUAUUCUUUCCCCUCGGUUUCCACAGCGAUUCAAUCACCUAUUCGACAAAACUAUUCUAUCGAUUCUUCGUCAUCUCUGCUUUUGAUGCCAUCUUGGUCUCUCUCUCCUUUUUUGCCUUACAUCGGUGUCAAGCUCGUAACUUCUUACCCCCAGAACUCGGCUCGAAACUUGCCCGGAAUCCAUGCGAGUUACCUCCUCUUUGAUUCGACUACGGGCCAGCCUGUAGCUGUGAUGGACGGAACCGAAUUGACUCUUUGGAGAACUGCAUGUGUUUCUGCUUUAGCUUCGAAAUUCCUAUCUAGAGAAGACUCGGAGGUUCUCGUGAUGAUCGGGGCGGGGUCAUUAGCUCCUUACCUAGUAAAAGCUCAUGCUUCAGUGAGGCCCAAUUUGAAGAAAGUAAUCAUAUGGAACAGAAGGGUAGAGAGAGCUAGUGAUUUGGCUAAGAAAUUGCAAGAAGAAGAAGAUUUGAAUGGUGUUUGUUUUGAGCAUACAGAGUGUUUGAAUGAGAUUAUUGGAUUAGGCGAUAUCGUGAGCUGUGCGACGAGUUCUGAGAGUCCGAUUGUGAUGGGUGGGGCGUUAAAAGCCGGUGCCCAUUUGGAUUUGGUAGGUUCCUUUACGCCAUCGAUGAGGGAAUGCGAUGAUGAGGCGAUUAAGAGAGGGAGAGUGUUUGUUGACUGUGAGGCUGCAUUGAUCGAAGCUGGAGAGUUGGUGGGAGCUUUUCAGAGGGGAGUUCUUUCCCAUGAAGAGAUUGGUGGGAGCUUGGUGGAUUUGAUCAAAGGAGAUAAGGUUGGAAGGAAUAGCUCUGAGGAGAUAACUCUGUUCAAAUCUGUUGGUUCGGCAGUUGUAGAUAUACUGAGCGCCCAAUUGGUAUAUGAGAGUUACUUGGAUGCUAACCUCUGAGCCCGGCUUCUACUCUCAUAGCUGCCAUUUUUAAUCUGUUCUAUAAGUGGCUUAUAACCCUGUUCUCACUUACUGUUUGUCCACACCGCCAUUGCAGCAGUUUGAUUACAUUCAACUAUAUUUUUACUGCCUGCUUUGUAUUGAUGUACGAGAAUAGACUACCUUAAAGGAUUCUUGUUUUGUAAUUUCUUUAGUCUUGUCUACUUGUUUUUCUUGGUUCUGCUAUUAUGGAGGUUACUCCUUUAUCUAGGCUUCCUUAUUAUUUGAAGUAUAUUGUAUUAAAUAACUUGUUAUGAAGGGAAUUUCUUCUUCUA